Molecule: messenger RNA, 4494 nt
Organism: Chanos chanos (milkfish)
Lineage: Eukaryota; Metazoa; Chordata; Actinopteri; Gonorynchiformes; Chanidae
Gene: kdm6al
Product: lysine (K)-specific demethylase 6A, like
Exons: 29
Coding region: 72-4172 (1366 amino acids)
Biological process (GO): regulation of gene expression; heart development
Cellular component (GO): MLL3/4 complex
Molecular function (GO): protein binding; histone H3K27me2/H3K27me3 demethylase activity; chromatin DNA binding
Source: RefSeq, a predicted model, not a curated record
AAAAUCGAGUCGAUUGCAUUUCGCUUUUUGACUCUGCUGGAGUUCGUCGUUCAUUCUCACGGUGCGAUUCCAUGAAAUCGUGCCGAGUGUCGCUCGCCGUUGCUGCCUGCGCUGCUGCUCGAAGUCUCGGCGCUGGUGAUGAGGAAAAGAAAAUGGCGGCGGGAAAAGCGAGUGAAACCGAGGAGGACUUUCCGAGGCUGACAGCGCAGGAGGAGGACAGCUUGGCCGGAUUAGACAGCACACUGUUUGGAUUUCAGAGGCUUCAUGAAGAUGGCGCCAGAACGGAGGCCUUGCUGUUAAAGGCUGUUCGCUGCUAUGACUCUUUAAUCUUGAAAGCUGAGGGGAAAGUGGAACCUGAGUUAUUCUGCCAGCUAGGUCACUUCAACCUCUUACUGGAGGAUUACCCGAAAGCGUUAUCUGCAUACCAGAGGUACUACAGUUUACAGUCAGACUACUGGAAGAAUGCUGCCUUUCUAUAUGGCCUUGGUAUGGUUUACUUCCAUUACAAUGCAUUUCAAUGGGCGAUUAAAGCCUUUCAGGAGGUGCUUUACAUCGACCCCGGUUUUUCUCGAGCCAAGGAGAUUCACCUGCGCCUUGGACUCAUGUUCAAAGUUAACACAGACUACGAGUCAAGUUUAAAGCACUUUCAGCUGGCUUUGAUUGACUCCAGCGACUGCACUUUGUCCAAAGCUGAAAUCCAGUUCCACAUCGCUCAUCUGUAUGAGAUCCAGAAGAGGUACCGUGCAGCUAAGGAGGCUUACGAGAGCCUCCUGCAGACGGAGGACCUACCUGCACAGGUGAAGGCAACAACCUUACAACAGCUCGGUUGGAUGCAUCACACGGUGGAACAGCUGGGAGACAAAGCCAGUAAGGACAGCUAUGCGAUCCAGUGUCUGCAGAAGUCUCUGGAGGCAGAUCCGAACUCCGGCCAGUCCUGGUAUUUCCUCGGCAGGUGCUAUUCGAGUAUUGGGAAGGUCCAGGAUGCGUUCAUCUCCUACAGACAGUCCAUAGACAAAUCAGAGGCCAGCGCAGACACCUGGUGUUCCAUAGGGGUGCUGUAUCAGCAGCAGAACCAGCCCAUGGAUGCCUUGCAGGCGUAUAUCUGUGCAGUGCAGUUGGACCACAGUCAUGCGGCUGCGUGGAUGGACCUGGGAACCCUGUACGAGUCCUGCCACCAACCUCAAGACGCCAUUAAAUGCUACAUCAAUGCUACGCGUAGCAAAGGAUGCAGCAACGCGGCCGCUCUCACUGCUCGCAUCAAAUGCCUGCAGGCCUGUAAGCCCCACCACAGUGCGGGAGGAGGUUUAGGGGGGGCCCACGGUUCGGGGCAGUCACUACCCCCCCACAUGAGCCCAGUGAAUCGGGGCGAGGAGCAGUCCAGUCCUGCUAAGAGGAAGAGGACAGCUAGCCCCGGCAAGAAUUCUGCAGAGCCCUGGUCAAACAGUCCAGCACAGCAGCAUCCUCCAAACUGGUACCUUUCACCCCCCAAACUACAGUUGUUGGAACAUUUGAGGGCCAACAGGGCGAGUCUGAAGCCAAUGCAGCAGCAGAUGUUGGAGCAGCUGGAGGCUCAGCUGUCUGCCAUGCAGCUUCAGCAGCAGAUGAGGCAGAACGCGUCCGGGCAGGUGCGGCCAACCCUCCCCAACGGCCCCUCGGCCAACCCCUCACUGCCUGCGCACCCCGCCUCCAGAAACGCCGCCGUCCGCCUGCCCUGUAACGCUCAGAUGUUGGCUAAUGGGCCCUUCCCAGCCAGCCCGGGCCCCGGCCCCAUCCCCAACCUCCCUUCAGUCGGCAAUAAUCACGCGCCAGGUCCGGGAACCAACGGAGACGUGCCUUACCUGCACCCCAACGCACUACCUCAAAACUGCACAAGCCCGGGCGACGCAUGCAAGAGCCAGCAUCUCAACGCCACUCAGGGGCCACAGAAGGGUCCAGGUGCUCAUUGGGCGGGUCCUAAUGGUGACCGGCCCCUCCCUUCCAGCGCUGCGGCCGACGGUGGCCCUCACAAUCAGGUCGGACAUUCCGCCACGCCCAGCCAGCCCUCAGAGCCCGUCGUCAAUCACCACUCGUCCCCCUCCCCUUCCUCCGCCCCCAGCCCCGCCUCCUCCUCGCACACGGCUACCUCAGGUGCGCCAGCCAGCGCCCCCCCAACCAAAGAGAGCGCCCCUGCCACCGCCCUCCCUGCCCCAGCCCCACAGGGCAACGGUUCCCACACCGGUGCCAGCACUGCCACCACGCCCCCCGCCGGCCCCCUGUCCAAUCACGACAGCCGCAGUAACCACGCCUCCGGCUCCGCCUCCCCGGCGGCCGGGAUCUUGUCAGACAAUCCGCAGCUCUCGGCCCUGCUGGCGGGGAAAGAGGGCACCGCGCCGGGCGCCAAACUCAACCACAUCCACCCGCUGGUUCCCGGCAGCUCCGCCGCGUCCUCGCCGGCCUCCGCCAUGUCUACGGCCUCCGCCUCGCCGCGCUCCACCGAGAAAGCCGGGACGGCCGCGCCCGCCGUCACGGUCAACGGCAGCGGGGGAGGGGCCUGCUCGGAGGACUCCCGGAGCCCGCUGAAGGCGGAGCCGUCGGAGGGAUGCCCGAAACUCGCUCCGCCUCCUCGUACUCCGCGCUCGUCCUCCACCGUGUCCAUCUACCCCAGCUCCACCGACGUGCUCAAAGCCUGCAGAAAUUUGGGGAAGAACGGCUUGUCAAGCAGCAGCAUCCUGUUGGAUAAAUGCCCGCCCCCUCGGCUGCCCCCGCCUCCAAAUCCACCGCUACCCAAAGACAAACUCAACCCCCCCACACCCAGCAUCUAUCUGGAGAAUAAGAGGGACGCGUUCUUUCCGCCCCUCCAUCAGUUCUGCACCAACCCGUCCAACCCAGUCACAGUCAUCCGUGGCCUGGCCGGAGCCCUCAAACUGGAUCUGGGCCUGUUCUCCACUAAGACGCUGGUGGAAGCCAACCCGGAGCACCUGGUGGAAGUGCGGACCCAGUUGUGCCAGCCGGCCGAUGAGAACUGGGACGGCAGCGGCUGUAAGAAGCAGUGGCGCUUUGAGAGCAGCCGUUCACUCACCACCAUCGCCAAAUACGCCCAGUACCAGGCCGCGUCCUUCCAGGAGUCACUGCGGGAGGAGAACGAGAAGAAAGGCCAGAAGGAACUGUCAGACUCUGAAAUGACAUCGUCAGAACAAGUUGCUAGGCGACGGAAGGGCCCCUUCAAACAAAUCAAGUUUGGAACAAAUAUAGAUGUUUCAGAUGAAAAGAAGUGGAAGCUGCAGCUGCAGGAGCUGAGUAAGUUGCCUGCGUUUGCGCGGGUGGUGUCCGCGGGGAACCUGCUCAGUCACCUGGGCCACACCAUCCUGGGCAUGAACACAGUACAGCUCUUCAUGAAGGUGCCUGGAAGCAGAACGCCAGGUCAUCAGGAGCACAAUAACUUCUGCUCAGUGAACAUUAACAUCGGCCCAGGAGACUGUGAGUGGUUCGCUGUGCCGGAGCCCUACUGGGGAGUGAUGAGCGAGUUCUGUGAAAAGAAUAACAUUAAUUUCCUGAAGGGUUCCUGGUGGCCAAACCUGGAGGACCUGUAUGAGGCCAACGUGCCCGUGUACCGUUUCAUCCAGAGGCCUGGAGACCUGGUCUGGCUCAACACUGGCACAGUCCACUGGGUCCAGGCCAUCGGCUGGUGUAACAACAUCUCGUGGAACGUGGGCCCUUUGACUGCGCACCAGUACAAACUGGCCGUGGAACGUUACGAGUGGAACAAACUGCAGAGCGUCAAGUCGAUGGUUCCCAUGGUGCACCUCUCCUGGAACAUGGCCAGGAAUAUCAAAGUCUCCGAUCACAAGCUCUUUGAGAUGAUCAAGUUCUGUCUAUUGCGGACACUGAAGCAGUGUCAGAGUAUUAAGGAGGCCCUGGCUGUGACGGGGAAGGAGGCGGUCUGGCAGGGGCGAAGCAGGGAUGAGCCUGCCCACUACUGCAGUAUCUGUGAGGUGGAAGUCUUCAAUCUUCUCUUUGUCACGAGUGAGAGUAACUCGCGGAAGGUGAAAGUGACUCACUGUCAGGACUGCGCACGGAAAGGCAGCAGUAAUCUGGACGGCUUUGUGGUGCUAGAGCAGUACAGGAUGGAGGACCUGAUGCAGGUCUACGACCAGUUCACAUUAGCUCCUCCUCUGCAUUCAUCUUCAUCUUGACAUUAAGAACAUUUGUAGUUCUGUCGACAAAAGAGCAUUACAGGAACUUUAUAAAAAAAAAAAACGGACCAUUUCUGAUAUUCAGGAAAGUCAAGGCAGUCUCUCGCAUGGCUGGUGUCCAUGGCGACCGCCUGGGGCUGCCGGCUCGAAGUGGCUGUGUGUGUCUAUGCAACCUGUUGAUAAAAUGCAGCGUGUCGGCCUACAGGGGGCGCUAGUGGGUGCACUUCUCCCUGGUCCUCUCCCCUAUAGGUGGAUCUGCUGUGUCUUUAGAAAAAUAAUCACAAAAAAAAAAACUUGGGAGAAAAUUGUGGAAAAAAUUUGU